AUGGACGAUACCCCCGUAAACACAAUCCCCAAACCUUGGCGUUUUAUACUGAAAUGCGCGAGACUUGAACAAAUGCUUGUCUCUAUGAAAAAAAUAACGACGUCCUUCAUCCCACAGCAGCGCCUAAAAAUUCUCCGGAUUGACUUCAAUCAUCUGGACAUUGCUUCUGGUAUAACUUCGCCUUCUGUCACGCGCUUUUUCAUGCCACGGACAAACACACCUAGGAUAGAGAAGAUAGUUGCAGAUCCAAGCUGGGAUUGGUUUCUAUCUCAGAAAGGCAAUUUCGGCAAAGGAACUCACUGUGCAAACUAUCUACUUCGGCGUGUGUUCAUGGACUACCAGGACUGGAGUAUUCCGGAAUUUUGGCCCUACGAGCUGGAUGGAGCGAAAAGCGAGGAAGACAAUAAUGAUAAAUAUCCUACUGUUCAAAAGUCAGGUCACUUUGAUAAAACUGAAGACGACAAGGUGAGCGAUGGAGAGGACAAACCGGAUGAUCAAGAAUCCAGCGAGAAUGAGGAAAUAUACAGUGACAAGGCUAAAGAAGGGGAAAUUGUGGACCCGAAAAGCCAUUAUGAGAGUGAUAAAGAUGGCGACAAGAGCGAAGAGAGCGAUGACGAGAAUCGCAAAUCGAGUGAUAAAAGUCGCGAGAAAAGCGAGAAAAGUGACAAGGGAGUCAAUGAUGACCAUGAGAUGGUGAUUGCGAAUGCUUUGGACCUGGAGAUUCGCAAUUACCAGACAGAUGACUGGUCAGUCUACUGGUACCAAAGACUGUACGAUCUUGAUCUCCCAGACAAAACACACGGAAUCAGUAUCGCCAGGUCGAUGGACCUAGAUCACCCUCGCAAAUCGCAUACAUGGGCUCUGGUAGAUGUGAUCUUGUGUGGUCACGAUCGCCCCUCGACUGCUGAGCUCAUAGCCUUAGUUAGCUGGGGGUUGAGAGGCAUGUUUCAUCAAUUAGAUUCGCUCGCCAACGGAAUUGAGACAGAGGAUGUUCAUAUGCUCAGUGAAGUUUUUCCAAUUAUGAUCAUAGUGUUCGACCAAAGAUGCUGUGCCCGUGUACUAUAUGGCUACUUUGAUGGUAGAUUCCAAGUUCAAUUUACCCCGGUCUUGAAUUUUCAAGAAUUUACCGAGAUCAGAUCGUCAACCUUGGACGGUUACAUGGGUCAAAUUGAUAAGAAAAAGUACUACGACAUGAUGCACUCACUGCUUCGUUGGGCAUGGCCUCUUGGCCAUCAUCUCACCACUAUCGCUCAGCCCUAA
Messenger RNA from Penicillium samsonianum, 1260 nucleotides. RefSeq lists its product as uncharacterized. The coding region runs from base 1 to 1260 and encodes 419 amino acids. NCBI's taxonomy places the organism in Eukaryota, Fungi, Ascomycota, Eurotiomycetes, Eurotiales, Aspergillaceae. The transcript has 3 exons. The record is from RefSeq and is a predicted model, not a curated record.